GGAAGAGGCGAGAACAAGGAAGUGAACUCAAGUUGAUAAUACUGAACACUUAGACUUAGUAGUAACCGGGUAAGAAUAUUUGGUAUAAAUGUUGCUAAUAAAAGAUUUCAUGAACGAAAUAAAACUCGACUUUUUGCGUAACAGGAAUUAAUUUAAGAAUGACAUUCCUCUUUGAAUAUUUAAGAAUUUUAAUGGAAUAUUUUAUUGUUUUAAAAACUACCCUGACUAUACUAGACAACUAGGACUACUACUACUAGGCCUAGGGAAGUUUAUUAUUAUUAUUUUUUGAAGAAAGUGUUAUUAGGGUACCGUUAUUACUGUUAAAAGUGUUUAGGUUAGCGUUAGUGUUUAAGUUUAAUAAUACUCCAAACCUUACAGCUAAUUUAGUAACAGUAAUUUAAGCAUAAUUUAGGCUCAAUUCAAACUCAGCCAGUUCAUUUCAUAUUUUGAUCUAGGACCCCCUCCCAAGCCCAAUAAAAGUAUUUAUUGAUUGUUUGGAUAUUUAUAUAGUGCUGGUGUCCAUGCUACUUUAGGAUGCUCUCUGGUCUUCUUAAAUUUAAUGUUUCUUAAAUGAUUUUUUAUCAUUUUCAAUUCUCCUCAAAGAUUGAGGCAAACUGUUCCAUAAUUUUGGCGCUUCAAAAGAGCGCACUCCGUAAGACAUUUUUCUGUGUUCUGAACACAGAAAAAUGUCUUACGGAGUGCGCUCUUUCAGUGCGUGUGAAUUUUAAGUAAGAACUGUGUUGAACGCCGCAGGUUCUUUGAGGAUACAUGUUUAUAAAUCAGUUCUUUAAUAUAUUCCGAUGCAGAGCCUUCUAUGCAGCUGUACUCAAAAAAAAUUAUUAUUUUAAAGAACAUUCAAUAAUUUAUUGAAAAAAGAAAGUGAAAAAUGAAAGCAUUUUUAAUUGUAAAAAAAACAUUCAGAAUUUUCAAAAAUCAUGUAAGUGUAAUUGCUUUUUAUUUUUGAAAAACAUUUUAGACAAUAGCUUAGAACUCUAACCUAACCUGAAUGCUUAAUGUCCUGAGUGUAAAAAUGAGUAUCCCUAAUUCAAGUGUUAUCUUCAAACCAAAAUUUAGUAUCCCCUAUCUUGAGUGUAAAUCUUCAAACCUAAAAAUCUAAGACCUAACGUGAACCCUAAAAACCAUGUGUUCUUGUGUUACAGUUACAUACUGUAGUGAGAAAAUUGUAAGUUUUAAUAAAAAGGUUACAACAUUUUUUUUUAGUUUUCAAAAUAAUGAAAGCCCAACUUACUUUUUCACUGAACACACUUUUACAUACUUUAUUUCAGUUCCACAAAAAAUAGAAUCCAAAAUAUCAUAGAUUUUAAGUAUUAUAUAAUUAAUCAUGCUUUGAAACAUUAAUUAAAAAAAAAAAGCCAUAAAUAAAAUUUUAUCAGGAUAUUAAUAUAAAAAUAGUUAACUCUUUUUAUAUUUUUGUCUAAGAAAAGUAUGUUAAAAUGUACCAUAAAAUGGUAACAUGAUUGAAAUGAAUGGUAUACUUCCUUUUCAACCAACCAUGCCCAUGGGCACAACUUUUUUUUUCUUUUACUGGUGAUCAUUUGAAAAAUUUCUUUUGAACCUUGUAACUUUAAAUUUAAGAGGAAUUUUAUUUAUAAAAAGAAAUGUAACAUUUUAUUUGAAUAUUUUAUAUAAACUUUAUAGAUUGUCAUAUUAUUGUAAUGAAUGAAUAAUACUUUGUGAAAGAUAGAUUGUCAUAUUAUUGUAAUGGUAUGAAUAAUGCUUUGUGAAAGAUGGGGAAUUUAAACACAUUGUUUGGGCCCAAUUAUUCACCUUAUGUUGGUAGUUGAGAUUCCUGAAAGUGAGAUGAUUCUUUUUUAAAACCCAUCUUGCUAUUAAACAUGUAAAUUAGUAGGCCUAGUCUAAUUUAAAGUUCAAGCCCUCUAUAAGUUCAUUAACUAUUGCUAAAAGAAUUGAGUAGGAGUCUGUAAAGUAUGCCUUGAGUUAAAGCUAUUUAUUUUUAUCAUAAGGCCUUUAUCAUUUAUGAAUGAUGUUAAAUCUCUUAUAUCUUAUUAAAUUAUGGUGAAGUGUCUUAAAAAUUUAAUUUGUUUUUAACUUAGGCUGAUUUUAAAAUAUAUUUAAAAUUAUUCAAAUCAAAAUGUGAAAAGGAACUUUUCUAAGUACUAUAAAGAAACAAUUAAAUUUUGAGUUCCAAGUACCAUUACUUAUAAAUUAAAGUGAAGCAGAUCCAGUGACCAAAUCAUUUUCAUUGAGCUAAUUUUAUUAGGCGUUGUGCUAAAAAAAAAAAAUUUAAAUAAUCAUUGGUCAACUUUUGAUUAGCAAGAAAUAUCACAUUUUUUAAACUUAUGUUGGUUGAUUAAAAUCUUGCCUAUAGUUAAGGAGACUAGUGGGUAACAUUUUAAAAAAGAAUUUGUCGUAAAAUAUCAGUUAAUAAAUACAUUCUUUUAUUAUUUAAAAACUUCAGUGUGUUUAAAUUAAGUGAUGUGUCUUAUUUAUGUAAAUGCAAAAUAAACCAUGUAACCAAUAUUUGAAGAAAUUUUUUUAUAUAAUAUUAAUAGUAGCAAAAAAAAAUCAAAGUGUUCAACCAUGUUUCAUUUAUUUAAAUAUUAAGUAGAUAAAUUCUUUCUGUGAACAAGAAGUGUGGAUUAAGCAUGAUUACAAAGACAAGCAACAAAUAAAAUAGAUGUCACUCUUAAAAUCUACUCAAACUAACAAGUUGAGUUACUUGUAAUUUUCAUAGCUUUUUAAGAUCUCUGUACAACUGUUUUUUUUUUUUUUUUUUAUUGUAUUCUCUACACAAAACACCAGUCAUAUAUCAAACUAUUUUCUACUACAUACUCUUCAGUUUCCUGACAUGUCAUUUGAGUUUUCAGCAAAAUAAUUUUAAUUUCAAACUAACAAGUUGAGUUACUUGUAAUUUUCAUAGCUUUUUAAGAUCUCUGUACAACUGUUUUUUUUUUUUUUUAUUGUAUUCUCUCCACAAAACACCAGUCAUAUAUCAAACUAUUUUCUACUACAUACUCUUCAGUUUCCUGACAUGUCAUUUGAGUUGUCAGCAAAAUAAUUUUAAUUCAUUUCUAAAACAUCAAGUAAGAUUUCCAACAUGUGGAAAGCUAGUGCAGGUAGAGAUGUGAAAGCCAAAGCUCCACCAGCAACAAGCCAAGGAGAUGAUGAGUGGGAGACUGAUCCUGACUUUGUUGUGAGAAUCUCUUUUUUUUUUUUUAAAUAAUAGAAUUAAAUAAAGAAAAUUGUUUUAGUUUUCCCUUAAUUCAUCAGUAAAAAAUUAACUAUUGUUUUUAUUGAAUCACUGGGCCAUAUACAUUUGAUGCACUGCAGUGUAGUAUUUAAACACAGAACAUUGCAAUUCAGCACUUCCAAAGUUAAAAUAUAAAAUUUUAAAAAAUCCAAGUUCUGUAUUUGUUUAAAAGCAGUUUUUCUUUCUUAAUAGAAUGAUGUAUCAGAACAAGAGCAGAGAUGGGGUUCAAAAACAGUGGAAGGCUCUGGUCAUCAAGCUUCCUUAAAGUGUGUGAAAUCAAUUUCUUUAUUUAUUAUACUUUUAUGUUAUUUAUAUCUCUUUCAUAUGUCAUAAUAAGAAAGUGAUGAGACUGGCUUUUAUAUAAUUAAUUUAUUAGCACAAAUGUUAACUUUUUUUUAAAUUUAUGCUUGUAUGAAGCAAUUAAGCUAUGGUUUAUUUUAUAUGUUAAUAACUUAAAGCUUUUUUUUUCCCAACCAAACAUCGUUUUUUUAAAAUACAUUUGAAUCAUAUAUGGAAUUUUUUUCGAAAGAAAUUUGUUAGACGGAAAAUUGUUUGGAUAGAAUAUUGAUCUAAAUGAAAUUGUUAAACAAAGAUUUAUUUCUGCUUAAAAUAAUUGUAUGUGCAAGGGAGAGAUGGGGAAAAUUUAAACUUUUAGAUAAAAAAUAAAACUCCCAUUACGUUAUUUCAUUUUGAACAAAAUUCACUUCGAACAAAUUUCUUUGUAAACAAAUUUCUAAGCAUAUCAAAUUUUUAAAAGUAGUUUGUGAGAAGGGAGACAAUAAGUAAUUUUAGUCCUUUUCAUGACUUGACAAACUUUACCUGGCUCUUAAAAAAUAUUUUUUUAAUGAUUUAUAUCAUUUUGUUACAAGAACAAAAUAAUAACAGCUCUUUUUAUCAGGUUUUCAAACUUUGUUUUUGCGCAAUUGGCAAUAUUUUCUACACUAUUCUGUAGUCUUAAGCAGCUCAGGGAACAAGUAUCAGUUGAUGACAAGGAAAACAAAUUAAAAGAAUUUGAACAGGGACCCAAAGCUUCUGAAGGCUAUGGCGGAAAAUUUGGUGUACAGAAGGAUCGCAUGGACAAGGUGAGUCAAUUUAGGUUUAAGCAUUUUAAAAUUUAUUUAAGUAAUAUUUGAAUUAUUGUCAAUUUAAAUAAUUGAACAACCUAAUGAACAAUGAUAACUAAUUUGGAUGAUUUCAAAUUGUAUAAAUUUGCAUUUCACAGGACAUUCAAAGUUAGAAAUGUUUUCUUUAUUAACUUUUUAACUUGUGCCAUUAACCUAAUAAAUUAAUGUCUUCCAGUCAGCAGUGGGCCAUGAUUAUCAUGAGGAUCUUGCGACUCAUGCCAGCCAAACAGAUGUUAAGAAAGGAUUUGGUGGAAAGUUUGGAGUCCAGUCCGACAGAGUUGAUAAGGUCAUUUAAAAAAAAAAAAUUUAUCUGUUAAAUUGAUGCUAAAAUUAUUUCCAUCAACAGUUCAGCAAAUGCGAUCCUAAUUUACAAAGACUGAGUAAUGAACUUUGAAUAAACUACCAUCUGUUACUUUUAACAAAUGUAUUAUUGAAUUCAUAUUGAUAUGAUGUAAUGCAUUAAAUUUUAUGCAUUAAAUUUGCUUCCCAUUUGCUAUUAUUUAUUAUUUAAUAAUUAGUCUUAAAAUUUCCCUUUGUAGUCAGCUGUUGGUUAUGACUACCAAGGCAAGGUAGACAAACAUGAGUCUCAAAAAGGUGGGUUCUUUUUUUUAAAACAAAAUCAGAUUUGAACAAUUAUUUCAACUCUUUAAAUCCAAAUAGAUCUCUUCCUGUCAAGUUGCACGCCUAUUAAAUUUACACAUAGAAAUGCUUUAAAAUGUAAAAAUUACUUUGGCGUGUAUUUGAAUUUAUGUGGUGUAGCUUUUAGAUGACAUGCUGGAUUUGAAAAUAUGUCAUCCCCCAUGUACCUACUGUAUUUUUUUUACUUACUGUAUUUAAAAUAUUUUUCACAUCUAAUUUAAAUAAGUCUGAGACCAAAGAAAGCUGUGGAAAUCUUGAAACAAUCAGAGCAGGAAUGUAGCAGCUUGAAUAGCUUCAUGACAUUUAAUAUUAAAGUUUUGUCUGAAUUCCUUGCUAUGCAAAAGCAAACAAAAAAUUUGAGGAGAUGUACUUAAAGAAUUUAUUUUGCAGAACUUCCCAUUCAUCUUGGGAUUGUUUAUCUGUACAUCUUCAACUCUGACAACAAUGAAAUGAAAGUAAACUGUUGUUGAAAUAUUAAUGAGACAUCUUCAUAUGUUAUGCUAGAACUAAUUCAGUACAAGUUGAGGAGUGAAUUUUUAUGUUGUUUGAUACUUUCCAGAUUACAGCAAAGGUUUUGGUGGUAAAUUUGGGGUGCAAACAGACCGAGUGGAUAAAUCAGCUGUUGGCUAUGAACACAAAGAAAAUGUCCCUAAACACGAAUCCCAAACAGGUAGGCGCAUGUCUGUUCUCCCUUUAAACUACUUUCCUUCUAAGAGAUGACCUGGACAAAUGUGAAGCACAGGAACUGUGCAGAAAAUUUGUAUUCACCAAAGAUAUUUUCUCACCAACAAUUUCUCACAGUCACCCUUCUUAUGACCUUGAGUCACAUCUUUUCCAUUACAAGCUGAUUCACAGUUUUUAGCUUUAUCUAUCAUUUCAGGUAACCUUUAUUCUAAUAUGUGUUUAUUUUUAUACAUAUUUAUAUAUCUAUACACAUCUAUGCAUGUCAUUUGACCCUUUUGCAUGAUGUUGAGGUAAUGGACCAUAAUUUUACGUCUUAAAUUAUUUUUAACGCCACCCAAACCAGGUUACAUUAAAUAUGUGACAUUAGUAAAGAUUCAAAAAAAUGACAAAAGUAAAGAUUCAGUGUUGGAAUAUUCAGUUUCUGUUUCCUAAAAAAUGUAACAUUAUCCACAUUGCACUCCUACAGGAUGUAAAAAAAAAAAAAAAAAAAGUAGGGCUUUUUAAAUUUUGUGAAUAAGUUUUCUGGGUGCCCGUUUCAUCUAGAAUUCUUUUCACCUUCUGUUUAUAUUGCCUACAAAAUUAGCAUUAACACUCCUCAGUGUCAUGAAAAGAGAAUACCUCUUGUGGUCUGAAAAGUUUAAAUUUUAUCCCAAACAACAUUGAGUGCUCUGGAUCAUAAGUGAAAUCACAAAAUGGUAUAUCAACUAUUUUAAAAGAUAUCUGCCAGAGAACCUCUAAAUUAUUCCUAAUUUUCUUUCUGCCUGCAUGGUUUAGUCAGUAAAGCAAAUUAGUACUUACUGGCAGAUCCUUCACUUGACAUAUAUGACUACAGCCUACCUAUUACCCUCUGCCACGGAAAAUUUGUUUCCCACUCAUUUUUCAUUAUUAAUCAAAAUUUGGAUUGGAGCAGCAGAUUACCUGUGAAAAUUUUGACCUGCUGGGCGCCGCAUGACAAUUUUGACCUGCUGGGCGCCGCAUUGGUGUGCCCAACUUUAGAUCAAGAUUCCCCUCUUGUCGUUAUUCUUUACAGAUUAUUCUCAGGGCUUCGGUGGAAAGUUCGGUGUCCAAAAGGAUAGAGUUGAUAAGUCUGCUGUUGGGUGGGACUAUGAAGGAAAGACAGAAAAACAUGCCUCACAGAAAGGUUUGACUUGCUAAAUGUUAAGGUGUUGUUGUGAUUUAAUAUUCUGAGCACACCUUAUAGUAUUUCAAUCUUGCUUUUAGCUGGCAUCUGGUUUUGAUCAAAUCCUAUUGUUUCUUUGUAUGCCUUUUUAAGUUUAUUUUUUUUGCAUUUGUGUUUGACCAGCUUUGGCAUGUUUUCAAAUUAUGACAUGUAGUGUUUAAAUGAAUAUGGAGAUAUAUUUUCUUACUAUUGGUCUGGAUGAUAUUUUCACUAAAAUAUCUAGAAAAUUCAGCUAAAUACAUUUCUAAAUAUUUGGUAGAGUGAGAAAAAAUGUAUAAAUAAUAUGCUAUCGCAUGUCUUAAUUUUUAUAAUUUUCAUAUUAAUUUGCAUCAUAAAUUAAACAAUUUUUGUGACUGUAACUAGCUAUUUUUGCUUUUAAGAGUGUAAUAUAAUAAUGGCUAAAAACACCUUUGCAGAGCAAACAUCCAGUUAUCAUUAGUAAAAUUCUCCAGUGAAAAGUUAUUAUAGAUUUAAUGUCACCAUUUGUUAAUUUACUCAUAGAAAAUAAAAAAGUUAUUAAGUUUUAUAGAUUUAUUUUUAAAUUUACAUUGUAUAAAGGAUAACAGAGAAAAUAAAAAUAAGGAAUUUAUUUCCAUUAAGUAAGAACAUUUUAGGCUAAUGUUUAAUGACAUGGAUAUUUGAUUAUUUAUUUCAUUUCCACUCACUUGACACACAAAAUUAAUUUAGAUAUAAAAUUUAGUUUUAAAUUUGAUGGUUAAUUCUUUAAUCUCUAAUUUAUGUUUAUUUGCUUGAUUUGUCUGUUCCCAUAUAUAUUUGAAUACAUUGAGUUCUAUUUCAAGUAUUUCAUUUCAUUAUUUAAAUUUAAUACUACAUUUUGAGUUCUUGAUUUUUCUAGAUCAUUUCUUAUUUGAAGUACUUGUUAAUGCAAAUUUUAAAUAUAUUUAUUUCUUGAAGUGACUAAAAAAAUUAAAAAUUAACCCACCAAUAAUCAUAACAACUUAGUAGAAUUCAAAGAUACUCCUGUUGAAAGUACCUACCAUUCCUCCAUCCCUAAUAUUCCCCAUUGUAUCCACCCCUGCACAGAUUUCAGUCAGGGUUUUGGUGGCAAGUUUGGAGUCCAGACAGACAGGCAAGACAAAUCGGCCAUGGGGUACGACUAUCAAGAGAAACUCCAGGUUCAUGAGUCUCAAAAAGGUUCAUCAACUUUAAUGGCUGUUGUUUUAAAUUCAUUUUCAAUGCAAUCACACUCACAGAAAUGUAUCCUGCAUAUCAUCCUCUUUACACAAUUAAAGGCUCCAAGAUUUUUCAGAAGUAAUAGAAAUUGCUUGAGUGAAACAAAAAAUGCAUUCACGUUUUUUAAUCUUGAGCCCCAUAUUCUUAACAAAAAGCGAUAAGAGGAUUAUUCAUAAUGUAAUAAAAAAAAUAUAACUAAAACAUUUCAAUAAAGCAGCUAAAUGGAUGAUCUGUUGGGUACCUUGCAUUCACUUAUAAACCUCUAUUUUCCCAACCUGACCGCACCCCAAUGCCUUUUACCACCAGACUUCAGUCAAGGUUUUGGUGGGAAAUUCGGUGUUCAAUCCGACAGACAAGACAAGUCGGCGGUGGGAUAUGACUACCAGGAAAAGCUUCAACUUCAUGAGUCUCAGAAAGGUUCCCAACUUGCAAUCCCUUUAUAAUUAAAUUUCUACAGCAAACUCGUGUAGAUUUGUGUUGUUCCCCCCCUCCAUAUCAAACCUCCUGUCUCGCCCCCCUUCUAUUUUCUCUAUUUGAAUAUGUCCAAAUGUUCAUCAACAACUUCAUGUCAUCUUUGAUAACCUCAAACAUGUUUUGUGCUUUUACAAUAAUAGAAUUGAUAUUCUUUAAUUUGUGUUGAAGUGAAGUGGAAUAAAUUGUUUUUAAAAGUGUCAAUCCUUUGAACAUCAUCAAAACUUGAUGUUGGAAAAUAUAAAGUAUUCUUUACUUUUCAAGCUCAAUACUAACUCAUGGCUUAGCACCUUGUGUCUUGGUUUGCUGUUGAGAAUAAUUUAACACUCAUGCAUUUUGACACCCACCCACCCACUAGAUUUCAGCAAAGGCUUUGGGGGAAAAUUUGGGGUACAGACUGACCAUAUGGAUAAAUCUGCAGUAGGCUAUGACCAUAAAGAGACGGUGGAAAAGCAUGAAUCCCAGAAAGGUUUGUGGUCUGUGUGUCAGUUCGAAAUGUUCAGUCAUUGUUAUCAACAUGCUAUCAGCUAACUACUAAUUUAAAGUAUAAGAUAAGAUUCUUUUAUUGUUCCCAACAAAUGGAAAUGUUUUAUGAUUGCAUUGUACAUUUUCAGCACAUAAAUAAAACAAUUUGAACACAAGACAUUUAUAAUUUUAAAAAAAAGCAGCCAUUCAGUGAGUUCUCUUAGCCAUAUCAGGGAUUUAUUAUUUCUCAUUAAGAUUUGUGACUUCAGGGGUGCACGCUGGUAAAUCCGUACAGAUUGGGGAACAAAAGAAUUUUUAUAUCUUUCAGACCUUGUCCUGACAUAAAAAAAAUGUCCUUUUCAGAAACCUUUAAUAAUGAAAAUUUACAGAGAUAUUGGCAAAAACUUAUUUUUUUAAAAAUCCAUUUGUUUCCCUUUUAAAAGAAUAAUUUGUUAGUCCUUAAAAAUAAAUACCAAUUCUGCAAUAUUGUAAAUUUCGAAACAUUUUGCAGUCUUUCAACUGAAUUCAUAUUUAAAUUGAAAACAUUUGUCUGCACAGAUUACAACAAGGGCUUUGGGGGCAAGUUUGGGGUGCAAUCAGAUAGACAAGAUAAGGUAAGUAUCUUCUUUUUUCCCCCUCCCUAACAGUAGAUAAAUCCUAUGGAUUUUUAAAAAAUUUAACUGUGCAUCUGUUUUACUUCUGAGAGAAUAUGAUUUUAUGCAUGUCCUGGUGCUGACUGGAGAUUUUUAAUGGAAUUAACUUAUCCUCUUUGGAAUGUGUAAAAUAAUAAAAUUUGAGAGCCUUUUGUUUUCUAAUAUGAUGGAAAUAAUUUAUUUGUGGUGCCAGUCUGCAGGUUCAUUUGAAGACAUGGGAGGUGUGAAGUCUGGCUAUCAGAGACCUCAGGCUGACAAAAGUAAGUUGAUUCUGUGGCAAAAGCUUGGACAUGUCAAAAGAUAAGUGUUGACCUCUCAAAAGACAAGUGAUUUUUCAACUUUUUAUUUGUGUAGCAAAUACUUCAGUUUUCAACAUGUUUUUUAUUUUAAUUAUAAAAUCCUGACUUCUCACUCAAAUAGGGAAAAAUUGUUUAUAUUUUUCAUUUGUUUUUCUUGUUUGUUUGUUUUCUUUGCAGGCACUGAAGGAGCAAAGAAUUUGAAAGCAAGAUUUGAACAAAUUGCCAAAUCUGGGGAUGAGGAAGCUAAGAAAAAAACCCAGGAAGAGAGAGAGAGAAGAGAAGCAAGAGAAAAGAAAGAAAAAGAAGAACAAGAAAAACAAAGACAAGUAAGUUUGUAGAAACAUAAAAAAUGUUUUUCUUUUCAAUACUAAUUAAUUAAAAUAUCACAUGAUUGCAGAAGACUAGAAUAUGUCAAUGCCAAAAAUUUUGUAAUAAAAUAAUAUUUCAGCUAAUUAAAGAGUUUACUGCAAAAGCACUCAAGAACUAUUGUCUCUUCAUUUAUUUUUAACACUUUAAAAGAAAUAAUUUAGAAAAGUAGAAUGAACGAAAAUUUUUGUUAUAUCAUAUUUUAUACAUGUGUCUGAAAAAUCUUCUUGAUAUUGAACUUAUUGUAUGAUAUGUAUCCCUUCCUUGACAAGUGUUCAUUCAUUCAUUUUAUAAAUGUUUAUUUUUUCUCUUUAUUUUUGUUUUAUUUUGGUUGCAAAGGCCAGGCUAGACAAAGAAAGGUGGGAGAGUGAAAAGAAGCAAGCUGAGCCUGAACCAAGUGCGUAUGACCAGGGGGAAACAGAACCAGCUGAAUACAGCCAGGGGGAAUCGGAGCCAGCUGAAUAUAACCAAGGGGAAUCUGAGCCGAGUGUGUACAACCAGGCAGAAGAACAGGACACAUACAAUGAGCCUGUGCCAGAGUCUCCGAGGUUUCAGCCCCCAGAAUCCCCCAAAUUCAGUCAACCAGAGCCUGAUGUGUACGAUGACCACACGGAGGACGACCCGUAUAACCAACCUGCGCAAGAGCCUGACAGUACAAGUGAGCCCGAGCCUCAGAAACCAGCAGGUGGCGGUGGCGAUGGUUUGAGAGCUAUCGCUUUGUAUGAUUAUGCAGCAAGUAAGUUUUUAAUCCCCAGAAGGGGUCUAUACUCUAGCGCCAAUCUCUCAAACAAAAAAAAUCAUGGUUGUGUCCUUCAUUUAAGUGUAAUGUGAAAAUCACAUGUUAAAAGUGCUGUAAUUGUCAUAAGAAAUAUUAUUUAUUUGUUACCUAAAAUUUUAUUUCUUUUAAUGGUUGUGUUUGUGUGUAUAUUGUCUGGUUCCUUAUUUGGGUUUUUGAAUUAAUAUUCUAAAUAAAAUGGUAUGUAAUUUAAAAUAGCCAACUAUGUAUUUAUAAUGAUUUCUCUAGAUUACAACUUUGGACCCCUUAUCAAAUUAUAUAAUGCAUUAAUUUCUCCCUUCCCCAGCUGAUGAGGAUGAGCUAACAUUUGACCCAGAUGAGAUCAUUGAGGACAUUGAGAUGGUAAGUGCAAGGUCCAUUAUUGCCCAUGAUUAGCUGUUUUUUUUAAAUUUAGAUACAAUCUGCAUGAUACAAAAUGUGUUGUAAUUUUAAAUAAUAAUAUAUAAUGCUUUUACAAGUAUAUAAUUAUAAGAUUUAUCAUAUAAUUUGAGAUCAACUGUCAACAUUGUAUUUUUACAGGUUGACGAUGGUUGGUGGAGAGGUAAAUGCAGAGGAGCUGUUGGUCUAUUCCCCGCUAACUAUGUUGAAUUGUUGCAGAAAUAAAUAACUACAUGAAAUUCAUGGCAUGAAGAAAUGAAUGAGCAGUGAGACUCCCAUUUGAUCCUUUUAGAAAACAACGUUGUAUAUUUUACUGAGUGCUAGUGGCUCAAGUGUUUUGAUCAAAAUAGAAAAAACAUUAUUUUUUUCUAUUACAAGCUAUACAUUCAUUGUUGACAAGAGAAAAAACAAAUUGAAUGAGAGAUUUUUCUGUUCCAAUGCUUAAUCGGUUGCAUGUAUCACCAAAAUUACCAUACAAAAAAAUGAUAUAAUUGCUUAGAAUUUGCAUGGUGUUGUUAUGGCCUUUCAAGUGCCAAAAAGUGUUACCGGGGUACAUAAAGUUUGAUAAGUAAUUUUUAAUCUUGCUAGUUCAUUUUUGGUCUCAGAUUAGUCAACUUGUAUUGUUGUUUGGGCACUGAAAAUCUGGAAAUUAAAAUAAUUUUGAUUUGUUACUACAAAACACAAUUCAUGAAAUAAUGAUUUUAUAACAAUUUUAUUUUUUCUUAUAAUUAAAAUAUCAAAUUUUUUAACAUUCUAUAAAACAUUGUCUACGUGGCACGGCGUCACUUUACGUGCUUUUUUUUUAAAUGGGCAUGUGUUAAUAAACCUGAGGUGAUCAUAAUAUGCAGCUUUCAUUAGCAUGAGCUAUAUUUUAUUUAAUGUUACCAUACUUGAAUGCAUGGCCGAGUGUAAAAAAAAAUGUAAGAGCAUUUUAUAUACAUUUAUUUAUACACAUAUAUGCAUACAUACACUAAUUAGGGACCUCUGCCUGGAUAGGUGGUGAAUUAUUUUUUGUGACCUUUUGCAUUAAGAAAUGAAUUGGAAAAUACAUUUUUUUAGAUGUAUUUCCCAUUUGCUGAACAUCUGCCUAUGUUUCUAAAUCUUAACUGGGUCUCUUUUUAUUUGCUUUACAAAUGAUACUGCAGUUUUGUAAAUUGUUUCUAUAAUUUUUAAGACUCAAAACAAAGUUAUGUAUUUAUUGAGCUAAAUUAAAGGAAGUUGUCAACAUGAACAAAUAAAGUAAUAAUUGGUCACUUUAAAACGUGGAAUGAUUUUUUUUUAUUGCCUUAAAAUAUAAACAUAAAUUGAGAUGUGGCCUUCAUAAAGUAUUUAAAUGCCUUGUUAUUUCCAUCAGUAUUUUUUUUUCAGUUGAAUUUUCAAUAAUUUACUUACGAGGCUAAUAAAAAUCUGAUUCUAGUGAAAUAAUUAUUUUAAAGUGACUAUUGACUGAUUGUUGAUAGGGCAGUCAGUUUGUAUUCUUCAUGCUAUUUAAGUUUAAAUGUUUUGUUUUUUUUCCUUUUGCAAAAAAAAAAUCUGGUUGCUGACCACCUAUCUUUUACAAAUGAUAUAAUUUUGUUUUAAAUAUAUGAUGUAAUUUAAUAUAAAUUUUGUAUUAACCCCAACCCCCCCAAUCUGGUGCUUAUGUGCCCUUGAGAGAAGAUACAACAGUGAUGAGCCAAGUCUGAUUUCAACAUGAUUUGUACCUGGUAUUCUAUUAAAAAAAAAAAAGAAGCUUGGUGGAGUCAUUUCUCUUAACCAACAUUCCAACCACUAAUUAUUUUUUCUGUGUGCCUGAUUAAAAAGUAAAUAAGUUAUUUCAUGAUAAGAGAUCUGUGAAUAGUAGCAUACAUGUAGUCUUGAAAUUUGGAUGGAGCAGAAUUUACUACUCAGUUUAUUCUUGCAAUUUGCAUGCAUUAAGAAAAGUUUUGCAACUAAUGAAACGUAAAUUGGGCAAGCUGUUGCUUUUUCUGUCACAUCCAAAGUUGAAUAGUUUGCUACUAUUGUUAACUGAUCUCAAACUCAUAGUUUUCUGCAACAUUGAUUAUUCUGAUAGUUUUAAAAGGAAUCAAUUCCUAGUGGAAGUGCUUAUAUUAGUAUAUAAUGUGUAUGUACUUUAAAGAUAAGUAGUUCUGUCUGCAGAUAUUUUAUGGAUUAAAAAGCAUUAAUUUUGAACAUGUUACAUGACUGUAAUGAAUAAAUAAUAUAAAUGAAAUUGUUUUGAGCCUGAAGUUACUGUAUAGGUUUACUUAAUUAUUAAUAGGUUUACUUAAUUAUUAAUAUGCAUUUUUUUUAAAAAUAGUCAUUUUGAUUGUAAAUGACUGCUAGUACGAACUCUUUACAAAUAAAGGUCAAUUAAAUAUUAGUUUAAUGCAUAUCAUAGCAUUUACAGAAUGACUGCUUCAACUUCUUACAGCUGGGGGGAAAAAGGAAAAGAAACGUGUACCUAUUUUUACACAAAAUUUUAAUGUACACUUGGGAAUGGUCAAAAUCGAAUUCUUCGGGAAAAACAAUUAAUUGGAAUGGUAACCAUUUUAUUAAAAUUAAAAUUAGUAGCAAAAAAAAACCAAGAUCAAACAAUUUUUUUCCAAGGUUAACUGCCACACAUGAAUUUUGUGCAGUUUCAUUAUCAUCAUCAAGUCCCUUAUUCCUUGAACCAUUGGGGCGCCACAGAUGACAUGUGAACUAUCCUCCUCCAUUCGUCUCUAUUUUUUGUAAUUCUAUGCCGUGCCAUAGGAUAAGAAAGCAGAGCUCAGAUGUCCUAAAAUAUCUAUCUAGUAAAUCAACUUUUAAGAUCUCAUUGGGAUAAAGAUUUUGUUGUUGUGUGGUAGUUAAUGAGGAUCUUGCGACUCAUGCCAGCCAAACGGAUGUUAAGAAAGGAUUUGGUGGAAAGUUUGGAGUCCAGUCCGACAGAGUUAAUAAGGUCUGUUUUUUUAAUAAAUUUUAUCUGUUAAAUUGAUGCUAAAACCAUUUCCGUCAACAGUUCAGCAAAGCAAUCCUAAUUUACAGAGACUUAGUAAUGAACUUGGAAUAAACUACCAUCUGUUACUUUUAACAAACAUAUUAUUGAAUUCAUAUUUAUAUGAUGUAAUGCAUUAAAUGUUAUGCAUUAAAUGUGCUUCCC
This is a messenger RNA of Lymnaea stagnalis (great pond snail), 14602 nucleotides long. Lineage: Eukaryota; Metazoa; Mollusca; Gastropoda; Lymnaeidae. The record is from the annotation of a GenBank genome assembly.